AUGCAUUAUGAGGAGGAGUUUUGGAGACAAAAAUCUCAUUUUACUUGCUUCUCUGAGGGGGAUAGGAAUACAAGGUUUUUCCACAAUAUGGUAAAUGGUAGAAGGAAAAGACUGCAGGUCAAAAGGAUGAAAAAGCAAGAUGGAAGUUGGAUUGAGGGGGAAAAUGCUCUAGCUGAGGAAACAACUCAAUUUUAUCAUCAUCAUUUUACAGAGGAGGAUAUCUCCUCAGAUUUCUCAUUGCUGCAACAUGUUCCUAAUAUGGUUACUCAGGAGAAAAACCAGAUACUUACCAGCAUUCCAACUCUAGAAGAUGUUAAGAAUGCAGUGUUUGAUCUAUCAGGAGAUAGCUCAGGGAAGUGUAUCAUUGAGAAUGUACUUUUAACUCAAGAGGUGGUUUCAGAUGUAAGACUUAGGGGAAAACCAGCUAAUGUGGUGCUUAAACUGGACAUGGCUAAGGACUAUGAUAGAGUAUCAUGGGAUUUUUUGGCAAGAGUUCUGAGGAAAAUGGGAUUUGCAGAAGUAUUUAUAGAUAUGAUAUGGAGAUUGAUAGCAAACAAUUGGUAUUCAAUUCUAUUCAAUGGACAGGCUUCUGGAUUUUUCCAUUCAACAAGAUGUGUUAAGCAAGGAGAUCCACUCUCUCCUGCUUUGUUUAUUUUGUCUGCAGAAGUAUUGUCUAGAGCAUUGAACUCUUUAUUUGAGGACAAUGGCUUUAGAAGCUAUGGAAUGCCUAAAUGGAGUGCUAAUUUGAAUCAUCUUGCCUAUGUAGAUGAUACUAUUAUAUUUUCAUCUGCAGAUGAUAAUUCAUUACAGCUGAUCAUGGGAAUAUUACAGGAGUAUGAGUAG
Messenger RNA from Lycium barbarum (goji berry), 843 nucleotides. RefSeq lists its product as uncharacterized. The transcript has 2 exons. Lineage: Eukaryota; Viridiplantae; Streptophyta; Magnoliopsida; Solanales; Solanaceae. The record is from RefSeq and is a predicted model, not a curated record. Bases 1 to 843 code for a protein of 280 amino acids.